UCAGAAUGAUUAUUUCACCCAAGUACUGCGGUUUAAGGAACUACAUUACGUGUGAGUUGGACUUUGCUCGAAGUCCCAGCCAGAUGAGACACGAUCGUCCGUGGUACCACCGAACCUCGGUGCGAAUCCGGACCGUGUCAGGUCUCCUGCAGGGAGCGAGUGCUGGUAAACAUUUUAUCCUCUUAAAGACUCCGCUUGUCAAGCGUGCAUUUCACACCGGAUCUGAAAUAACCUCGGAUGAAACUGAGCUGAGAUUUAAGAUUGCAGGCGUCAAUUCUUACUUGGAGUAAAAGGGAGACUUGUUCAUUAGGUGGUGAAGAUUUUUUAUUUAAGUUUGUUAAAUUGUGACAAGCUCCCGUCAAAGAUAAUAGGGUCCAUGGAAGGUCCGGUGAGAGGCAGGUUGGCAGGAACACAUUCAGGCUGAAGGAAAGAAAACGUGUGUGCCUUGAUUUUGUUUCUUUGGAUGUGACCCACUCUGCUCACGGAUCUUUCGCUCAGUUGCUGUGAUCUUGCGAAGUGAAUCACAUGUUAUGUCUUGUGCUUACAGUGGGCGUACCUUACCAAAAAAGGGGGGCUUCAAACAUGAUGCAGUGGGCUUGUUCUUGUAACCUUUAAGAAUGAAACAGAAACGAGAGAUUGGAACGUAUUAAUCAUGAAAGUGUAUAAUGGGGGUUCAAAUCAAGGAAAUUACGCACCCACCUUCACUGUAAAACAACUGAUGUUUGUGUGGUUCUGAGUCUGAAUGUUAUUUUUAUCCGCCACUGAAGCCCCAACAGGGUCAGAUGUUGCCUGCUUAGUUUCUGGUAUUAGUUAUUUGAGUCAGAACUUUGCCCAGUGAGCGGAAUGUGGAACUCGGUAUGACGGGGAAUGGUUGCGGCAGUGAACACUGUAUCUACUAAUCAGGUCUCCAGUGAACACUAAUCCACUGUACAGCAAGUGAGGAUUUAGCUUUAAAGGAACGUGGAAUUUACCCACAGGAGAAAAUGAGUGUGGCAGAACAUGCACAAAACAGCCAUAAUUCCUCCUUGGACUUCUCUUCCUACAGCAGAACUAUCCUAGCUGAUCCUUCUCACAGUACAAGGACUUGUCCUACCAAGCCAAAAUCGAUUUCCAAUGAAGUCUAUUCAACUAAUGAUUGGAAAAGUAACAGUUCCAAAGAAUCCAAAAUAGCCACUGAAUUAGAGGCAGAGGAUGGCACCAGCAAAGAGAACUCCACACCAAGCUUCACCGACUCUACUGAACUGCAACUGAAAAUAGAGUUUUUUCGUAAGCUGGGUUACACCGCAGAACAGAUCCAUACGGUGUUUCAGAAGGUGGACAGCAGUGCUGAUACCAACACCAUACUUGGGGAGCUAGUGAAGGCAGAAGGGCCCAUAGAGAAGGAUGGUGUGGCAGCAGAGGAUCCAGGGUCUGCCCUGGUAUCUCGUGGAGGCCCUUCAAUCAAAGCUCCAACUGGCGGGCCAGCGAGGGAGGAGGGACAGGAGCAGAAACCCAACUUGCGGACAAUUGUUAUAGAUGGCAGCAAUGUUGCUAUGAGUCAUGGGAAUAAAGAAGUCUUUUCUUGCCUUGGAAUUCAACUGGCCGUGAAUUGGUUCCUUGAAAGAGGUCACACAGAUAUUACGGUCUUUGUCCCAUCUUGGAGGAAGGAGCAAUCAAGACCAGAUGUGCCAAUCACAGACCAGCAUUACCUUGGAGAGCUCGAAAAGAAAAAAAUACUUGUCUUCACACCAUCGCGGCGAGUUGGUGGAAAGAGGAUUGUCUGUUACGAUGAUCGCUUCAUAGUCAAGCUGGCAUAUGAGACAAAUGGCAUCAUUGUUUCAAAUGAUACUUAUCGGGAUCUGCAGAAUGAAAAACCUGAAUGGAAGAAGUUCAUUGAAGAGCGUUUGCUGAUGUAUUCAUUUGUGAAUGACAAGUUUAUGCCUCCUGAUGAUCCUCUUGGACGUCAUGGACCCAGUCUCGAUAACUUUCUCCGAAUAAAACCUGUAAUUCCAGAGCAUAAACGGCAACAUUGUCCCUAUGGUAAAAAAUGCACUUACGGAAUCAAGUGUAAAUUCUAUCACCCUGAGCGAAUUAAUCAGCCCCAGCGUUCUGUGGCAGAUGAGCUCCGUGCUACCGCCAGGUCUUCUCCAACCAAAAGCCUCAACUCUGCAAGCCUGAACAGAGAAGAGAAAAAGGCCAGUGUGCAAAAGCGGUUGCCGUAUUCUGACACUAGUCCAGCAGCAUUUAACCAGGGGGAGAAUGGCUCUUUGCAGAAACAUGGUUCGGAUAGGCAAUACCCAAAACAAAAUGAAAUCCCUACAGAGAGCAGUGGAAUGUUGAAAGGACCUGCAUUAACAAAUGAGGCAUCCAUUAACAUGAACACAGAAUGGUUUCAGCGCAUGGCUUUUGACAGCAGCAUGUCUAAUUCAACAUGUUCAAGCUUGCAUAAAAGUUAUGAUGAAGGCUUUGCCUCCUUUGAGAAAGAAUUCUCUGAUAUGUGGCCUUCCAGGUCUCAUAGUCACAAUGAACCAUACCCUAUCAGCAAUGAACAAUAUUAUUUACCCACCCACAGUUUAGACCAUCACCAAUACAGCUACCAUUCCCAUGAGUCAAUGCCAUCAUUGGGUCACUACAGUUACCCUCCACAGAACCCAUCUACUGGUUCAAGGUGCUGUAUGCCUAUGGGAAGAAUGGCAAUCCAGCCACACUUCAGUCUGUCCAAUGAGUUCAGCUCACUGGGUUCCCAAAGAUCUCAUGGGUGCUGGCCUGACUCACACCUCCCUUCAAACAACAGUCGGUCACAAAGUCUUCCUGACCCUCAUGGUUGGUCAGUGAAAAGAUGUGACCAACAGCCCCUGGAAUCCUACUGGAAAAACAACCCGUGGCCAUCACGAGACCAUUGUGGAGAGGAGCGGGAGACUGUGCGCAUGAAGCUGUGCGCCAUCUUCCAACCCCACCUGGUAGAUGCUGUUAUGAAGCAAUAUCCACAGCUUCUAGACCCUCAGGAGUUGGCUGCCAAAAUCCUGGCUUAUAAAAACCGAAACCCUAAUAUUUAGUGUGAUGUUUUAAUAAAGUUGUCAAAACAAAUGAAUCAACCCAAAUAGCUAGCUACUAAUGCAAUAAAUAAUAAAUUCCUGAAAUCAAUUAAUUUUAUUGCAGUAUUCCUGGAGAAGAGUUCAUUCAAAAUACCUUCCAUUGGAGUUUUGCCCAUACGAUGUUUCAAACUUUACAACACGACCUCAUUUUGACACAUUAUAUAUGAUAAAAGUUAUAUUAUUUCCAAAUCAUCCUUGAGUUUUAUAAUUCGGUGAAUUUAAAAAUACGGAGGAUUUAAAGGAUUUUAUCAGAUUAGUGUUUUUGUAGAUUUAAGACCAAUGAUUUAUAUUGUAAUUUGUAUAUACUGUAUAUACUAUAAUUGUUCUGCACUGUAAAUUGGUAUCACACGUCUUAAUCCGUAUGUUGUGCAUUAAUCUACAUUGUACAUAUUGCUAUCUGUAUAUCCUUUACAGUAUGUACUUAAAAUAUACAAAAGUACAUGGUGUGAUUGAUAUAUACUUCAAUGAAAACUGCAAUUUGCUAAAAUUGUGUAUGCAAACAGCUAAAUACUGUAAUCUGUAUAUAUUGUACAUACUGUAAUCCAUACAUUUCAGUUCAGUGUUAACUCCUUUAUUAUGUAAUUCAGGACAGUUUCACACCUUUUACUUUUUUGUGUAUUUUAUACUUCUGGAAACCAAAACAUGUUGCUGAUUCCAUUUGAGGAUGUGGAGAACUUGUAAUGUUUCUACACGUAAUGUGAAUUGUUUGUAACCAAUGUUUGAAAAAAAAAUUACUUGUGGGUCUUAGUGUAAGAUUCUGUAAAGUUACAGCUUAGGUUGUAGUGAAACUAUUGACCCGUGAGCUGGAUAUGUUGGUACAUAUUGUAUCUUUACUGAUUCCCAAUUAACCAUAUCCAAUGAGUUAGGAGUUGUUCUUGAAGUCAAUACUGCAGUCAACAGAAUGGCAAUUGAAAUUGGCUGCGUUGGCACCAUGUGCCAAUCUGACUGUUGUAAGGGUUAUUGACUUGGCUGAAGUGGCAUCUGAAGAAUUCAGAACUACAAAAUCAUAUGUAAUGGUUUUGUUCUAGUUAAGCAAACUGCUUACAUUAAAGAAAUUGUAAUAUGAUAAGACAUUGUAAUUUGUGUUUCUCUCUGAAGUAUUUGCUUAUGUUUUUGAAGUCAAGUUGCAUGAAGGUUUUAUGCCAAAAUUGGCCAGUCUUAAAUAGAGCAAAGCUGUCUGGUGAAUGAUGUUGCAAGAUUAUUAGGUUUUAAUUGCAGAGGGAACAGUGAGGUGUGGAUUGGUUUUACCUACAUAUAAAUAGCAGACAGACAAAAUUUCUCAACUUACUGUCCAUGAGAAGGUGACAUUAUGAGAUCUAAUGACAAACUGUGCCAAUUUACUUGUCUGAUGUCUGCUACAAUCGUGUCUGCCAUCAUACUGACAUAUACUGGAAGUGCAAGACAUGAAUUUAGUGAGUUUUCUGGUUCUGGACCUGAACAUUCCCUAAAUCUGACCUUCUCUCCUUCCAAUCCAAAUAUAUUAACAACACUCCUUUCAGGGUUCCUUUGGAUUAUUGUUAUAAAUCCAUCUUACCCAAUAUCAGCUGGAGAUCAAAUAAAAUUGUAAGAAUCAAUAACAGACAAGUCAAUCUUUAUGUAAUUAUUUCAACACCCUCCUGGCCAGCCAUCCUUGUUCUACUCUUGGUAAAUGUGAGGUCAUCCAAAGCUCAUGUUCUGUCUCACACCAAGUCUAGUUCACCCAUUAGACUUACCUUGGCUCCUGGCUAUACAACAUUGCUCUAUUACAUAAUCAUAUUAGAAGAUCAAUAAAUUUGUUAUUUAGAAAUUUAAAAAUCUGGAACAAACAGCCAAUAAAAAACAUCUAAACACAUUUAAAUUCUUAGGCAUAAGUAUUAGCUUGUGAGGUGUACUUUGGAGCACCAUGUUUAAUGUGUGAGAGAUGUGUGGGCAGUGGAGAUGGAGCGGGCUGGGACAAAGAUUGGUACCCACUUUACCAUCACUUCAUUCUGAGUCAUCAGUUGCAUGAAUCCCAGAACAGUAAUCAGAUU
Messenger RNA from Pristis pectinata (smalltooth sawfish), 5083 nucleotides. RefSeq names its product ribonuclease ZC3H12A (gene zc3h12aa). Gene Ontology annotation, molecular function: metal ion binding; mRNA binding; RNA endonuclease activity. Gene Ontology annotation, cellular component: nucleus; cytoplasmic ribonucleoprotein granule. NCBI's taxonomy places the organism in Eukaryota, Metazoa, Chordata, Chondrichthyes, Rhinopristiformes, Pristidae. The transcript has 6 exons. Gene Ontology annotation, biological process: nuclear-transcribed mRNA catabolic process, RNase MRP-dependent; 3'-UTR-mediated mRNA destabilization. The record is from RefSeq and is a predicted model, not a curated record. Bases 984 to 3035 code for a protein of 683 amino acids.